Lactuca saligna is the source of this 363-nucleotide messenger RNA. NCBI's taxonomy places the organism in Eukaryota, Viridiplantae, Streptophyta, Magnoliopsida, Asterales, Asteraceae. The record is from the annotation of a GenBank genome assembly.
AUGGCUUCAGAAGGAAAAUAUAAUCAUGAAACAAGUAUCCCUUCAAGUUUAUGGACACGGGAUCAGUGGUUCAUAACCAUAACAGCCAUGGUGUUAAGUUUGAUCAUGGGAUACUUGGUUUAUGAUGCUGUCAUGUCCACAGCAGCUGAAAUGCUGCAAAGUCUGCUAAUGAUUUCACCUCUGAUCUUGGUCAUUGUGGUUCACUGGCUCUCGGCUCCUAACCGGUUUAGCAUCCCCAUGCCAGGUUCCGAGCCAAAUGCCAUCCAUCGAGCCGGUGGCUCACCAUGGGGUAUAACAUUGAUUCUUGCUCUACUGUUUUUCCUUAUAUCCCACCAGCCUUCCCUUCGUGGUUUUCUUUUUUAG